This is a messenger RNA of Microdochium trichocladiopsis, 2233 nucleotides long. RefSeq lists its product as uncharacterized. NCBI's taxonomy places the organism in Eukaryota, Fungi, Ascomycota, Sordariomycetes, Xylariales, Microdochiaceae. The record is from RefSeq and is a predicted model, not a curated record. The coding region runs from base 136 to 2046 and encodes 636 amino acids. The transcript is spliced from 3 exons.
AUCUCCGGCCGGCCACCACUGACUGUGUCCCUCUCUCUUGUUGCUGCUGUCGUCUCUCAUGGAACAUGAGCCUCAGACACAGCCAGCUCACGUACGUCCCCCUGCCGUCGCUAGUCCUCGCACAACCAAGCCGCCAUGGAGGACCCUUUCAUCGUCACGACAGAUCUCGCAGGGAUCAAGCCCAAGGGCGACUCGCGGCGCCUCAUCCGCCGCCACGUCAUGAAGGGCAAGAACAAGCGGCCCAGAAAGGACUCUGGCCUGCAAGGCUCGACACGGUCUGCAGCGUGCCAGCAGCAAAACCAGAGCAAGUGGCUUGAGGCUCCUGGGCCAAAUUUGUACGCCCAUGUCACUACGAUGGACCUGGCCACCAUGGGCUUCCCCACAGACAUGGAGCCGUACAUGAUCAAGCUAAUCACACAAUUCUUCGUCGUCGUCGAGGAGACAGGCUCUCCCCUUGUCCGUUGCACGGAAAAAGGCACUCCAUACUCACCUUACGACCUCAUAUACAACGACCUAGCUCACCUUCACAUCACCCUGUUCAUGGCCCAAACAUACUUUGACAGAAAAGCCUUCCACCACAGCAUUGACGGCAAGCCGACGAACUUUCCUAGUGGCUGGCCCAAGCCCCAGGAGCCACAAAACUUGCCACCGCUCAGCGGCCGAGCCAUCCUCCAUAUGAACAAGGCCAUCGAGUAUCUCCAGCGCAAACUCGCCGUUCCGGACUUGGCGACGUCGUUGUCGGCAAUUUUCGUCGUUCUAUGCUUAGGGACGUGUGCCGAGGGACUGGGGGACUACGCGUGCGCCGAGAAACACCGGCAAGGCAUGCAUCAUUUGAUCGAGGCAAGGGGCGGGAUCGAGUCUUUGGCAUCGUACCCUCUCGUGCAGUUGAAGUGUUGCAGGUUCGACAUCAGUCUAUCUCUCAAGACCGGCCACAGGCCGACACUUUUGCAUCAAGUGUCCUGGAAAGCCCAUAUUCAGAACCUGAACGGCACCUUGUUCAAGGACCAUCAACCACACGACAAUUUUUUAUCAGCGACGCCGACCUCACCGCGGACAUGUUUGCACCGACUCUGCCGGACGCCUGACGCCCGGCUGGUAAACAUCUGGACUGACCUCUCGGGAGUGUGCAAGUCGUUCAACCUCGCGCUGCAGAUGGGGCGGAAAGUGAAAAUGGUCCUGAGCAGUGACAUUCUGGUAGCCGUCAUGUACCGGCUGCUGUAUCUCGACGGUGUAUACUGCCCUAGAAAUCUGUGCUCCGACAGCCUCGAGACGGACGGCAAUCUGUUCAAGGCCUCGCCGCCACCGCCGUUGUCGACAUCGUCGCCAUCAACAACGUCGUCGUCAUCACCUGGAUCAUGGUCCUUGUCCACGACACAAUCAUCGCUGUGGUCGACUCCCGCCAGUGCAAAUGUCCUGCACACUGGCAGCGGGCAUGGUAUCGAGUACAGUCCAAGCUCUCGAGACCAUGGCGUUGGUGGCCUUCAAAGAGGAGGUGGUGGAGGAGGGUUAGUGACCCACCCCGAAGACCACGAGUUGCUUCGCUUGGCCAUGCUUGCCUUGACCUCGACGAUAUUCUUCGAUACAUACGGCCUGGAGCCCGCAUACCCGAGUUUGGCGGGACAGAUGUCCCGUGCGCUGCUCAGCGCGCUGCAGGACGAAAAGGGUCUGGCCGCCCAGCCGACAGAGACACGGCAGGUGCAUCUGUGGGUGGUCUAUGUAGCGUAUACUGCCCUCUUCUCCGGCAACGCCGGCUACAACUCGAUGGUGGGCAGCAACAGCAGCAGCAGCAGUGAUCUAGGCAUGAGCUUUGCCGCGUGGCUGCACGAGAAGCAGUGUGCUCUGCGAGCAUCGCUAGGCUUGAACACCUGGGCCAAGACGAGGGCGGUGCUCAAGUCGUUCCUGUGGGUCGACGUGGUAAAUGACUGCCCGGGGAAGCUGUUUUACGACACCAAGAGCUCUGCCAUUGUCGGUGAUCAGGGCAUGAUCGGAGGUGAGGGUAGAAGGGGGGUUAGCGAGCUUUUUGAUGUUGAACGGCUUUGGGAGUGAGCGGUAAGGCUGUAUACUGCGACAAAGAACCUGGCGGCACUACCCUUUUUCUCUUUUUCUCCUUUUUUUUCUUCUUGAGGGAGAGAGAGAGAGAGAGAGACGGCAAAUGCAAGACAGAAAACUGCUUAGCCAUUGCUUUGACCGCGUCUAACUGGGUACUUGGCCUGUGCUAUUCCAGGCAACGCUG